Messenger RNA from Monosiga brevicollis MX1, 2766 nucleotides. RefSeq lists its product as uncharacterized. The transcript has 7 exons. The record is from RefSeq and is a predicted model, not a curated record. Bases 501 to 2585 code for a protein of 694 amino acids. Lineage: Eukaryota; Choanoflagellata; Craspedida; Salpingoecidae. Gene Ontology annotation, cellular component: centrosome.
GAUGCGCUGUGUGCCGCUCACUUGGCUGAUCCAUACGUAACCCUUUUCUUUUAUUUCUUGUUGUUUGAACUGUGUCCACUUGAGCGUGAAGCGUUCUUGUUCCCGAGUCGGCAUAGUACCGUCUUGCCACCUAGUCUGGAACAGGCCUGUCUGCCUGCUGCUCAGCCGUUCGCCUUUGAACCAUCCCUCCUGCAGCGGCGGCUGCGCCUUGGAACUGCGCUAGCACGGCAGCACGCCCAAGCCGGUGCACUUGCCAAGUGAUCGGUGCCAUGUCGGAUGUUCAGGCCCGUCCCCCGUCGCAGCCUCUGCUUGAUGCAGCCCGCAGCUCGCGAUUCACCACCAUUCCAAACCUUUCCGAAGACGGUUUGUCGCGUGACCUCAAGGGUACCAAGCCCAUCCCGAGCCGCCUGCCCUAACCCAUCCUUUUUCUCGAUGGCCAUCUCUGAUAUCUGCUAGAUGUGGCCAACAUCUGGUUCUGCGUCUCGCAACUCAUUGCCGAGAUGCUUUCUCGCGGCAAGGGCGUGUCAGUCUUAUCCUUGGGCACGUUUGCUCUUGGUCCGGACGUCGAGGGUGGUAAACCCAUCUUCAACCUCUCCAAUUCUUUCUUGAGUCGCCACCCCAUCAACCUGGAGCCACAGGCAAUUGCUGCGACCUGCCCGGUGGUUGGGUUGAAUUUUACUACGCUAAGCCUCGCGUCUGGCUUUGACCGCCACACCAUCGAGAACACAGUCAAAGAAGUCAUCAAUGCCUUGUCCCGCGAAGUGAAACGCUUUGAUCCCAAGGGCACCUCGCUCGAGUUUUAUGGCGUUGGCAAGCUGUCCAUCAAGGCCACCAAAGUGCGCUUUGUGUUUGUUCAGGAAUUUUAUGAUGAUCCUCAGCCCAUGAAGCGCCUUCACAUCCCGCGCAGCGAGUUCCAGAGCCGCCCCGUGACGGUGGCCCGGCUUGACUUUGACGCCUUGGGCCUGGAUCGACCCAGCACGACCGACAUGCGCGCCAUCACGCCGCGCAUCUUGGGUACACCCACCACGACUGAGUUCAAGACUAGUCUCGGGGACGUCAUAGAAACGCCCCAAGACGAAGCCUGGGGCUCUCAGGCCCGCUCAGACGCUGGGCGCCGCCGGGAUAUCAAGUGGCAGUCGUCCCUGGUCUCUAACCGGCAACUUCCCAUCCUAGACCAAGCUGGCCCAGCCAGCCCACCCGGCACCGCCAGCGCAGACCAUCGCCUCUUGUCUCCGGCUUUGGAGUCUCGUCGUCGCCGUCCCAUCACGCCCGUCGAUGACAGUGACCUGGCUGCCACCGAGUCUGAGCAGUUUUCAAAGUUGGCGACCCGAAACUUGAACUCGACAAUCGGCGUUGUCAUCGAGGAUCCCAAAGGAGGCGUUGACGUCGUUAAUAAAACGGCCCAUUGGGACGUCAAAAAGGGCCCCCUUCCAGAUUUGCCCAAGCAGCUUCCAGUGGAACACCAUCGCAACCGACUCAAACGUGAAAAGUCGCCACGCCUCACUUAUGAGGAGUGGCAGCAGCAAGUUCAGUCCAAAGGCUCCAACCCGGGCCGGCGGCGUCGCCACAUUCGGGAUCAAUUGGACUUGGACCCUACAAUCCGUCAAAAGCAGGAGGCUAGCCUGCGCGAGAUGGAUCUGCAACUCACCUCCAUGCUGGAGCGCCAGGACCGCAAGGCCAUUGCUUUGGAGAAGAAGCUGGAUGAGGCACGCCGCGAAGCUGAGAAGCGCACAGCCGUCUUCAACAAAAAAGCAGCUGUCACCAAGCGCUCCACCGAUGCAGAGCUGACCGGAGACGGGCUGGGCGACGGCAAUGCAGGCCAAGAUGUGUUUGUGUUCCGGCCUCCCACCUCCCACUCGUCUAUCCGACGUCACAAUCACGAUCUCAGUUUGGAUCAAGCAGCUCAGGCCGCCACCGUGCGUCUCAAGGAAACCCUGAAGCAGCGUCGCAGCUUUGAACGGGGCCAAAAAGAGCAGCGUGCGUUGGCCGAACAACUCGAAGCCAUGAAGCUCGAAGAGGAGGAGCGUCGUGAACAGCAACUUAACUCUUAUCGGGCGGAACUCAAACGCCAGAUUGAGUACAAGCGAGGUCAAGAGGCGGCUGCCAAAAUGGCUCACCCACGCCAGCCCGUGCCAUUUGACCUCAAGCAUCUGCCUGCCACGGACAAAAACUGGCGUCCCACCAAUUCAGCUGCCGGUCGACGGGCGGCUGCGCUGGGUCCUGAAAUGUACAAGGAACACGACGCGCUGGAGCGACGCAUGGCUGAUAAUGCGCGCAAGGUGUAUCAGGAGCAGGUGGCCUUUGAGGCUGAGCGCAACCGCAAGAUCUUGGAGGAGCGCGAGGCCGAACGCCGUCGUGAUGCUGAAAUCGCCGAGGCCAAACACAAGCAAGAGAUCUCAGAUGCUCAGCGUCUCCGUGAGUUGGCGGCAAAGGAACAGCGCGUGCUGAAGAAGGAAUGGAUUGCGGCACACAAGCAGAAGCUUGCAGCAGAGGCAGAGGAAGCCGAGCAUCGCCGCUUGGCCGCCGACGUGCCCAUCAAGGAUUACAUGGACUAUCUGAGUUAUGUCAAUGAUGGAUUUGAGUAGCAUGUAAAUCAACUGUUUUGAGCCUGAUCCCUCCCAGCCUGAAGCUCUCCUUGCGUUGGACUUUGCUUCCUGGUGUGCCGUUGGCAGCUCGUUUCGACUCGUUUCUUUCCGUCCCAUGCUCUUGCCCACCGCUACCACCACUCGGCGCGGAGAGAUAAGUACAAAUUGAAUUUCCAAUUUU